AUUUUAGGCACUGAACUUGGUUUUACCACAGGUUGCAAAAGUAUAACUUUUUUCCACGAAAAUAUUUAGAGAUACGAAACUAUCAUAUUGAAAUUAGUAUUUUCCACACGGCAGCACUUGUUCUAGCCUUGUAGGUCCUAGGAGCAGCAUUGAAUUAGUCGUGCUAUUAACUUUCAGACAAGGACGCUUGUGGAAAAUUUGUGCAGGGGACCUGCCUUGCACCGCUUCUGAAGCACAAAUAUAACAUACAAAACGCAAGUCCUUUUCCUAGUUUUAACUUCCAGACAUGGACCCUUGUGGAAAAAUUGCGUAGGAGACUGACUUGCAUACAGCUUGGAAUUGACUGGCAGUCACCCAUAAAAUAAAAAUUGUGUGUACCUCAGUUCCGAUUGAGAUAAAAGAGUUGUGCAACCAGGUAGCCACACUUCAUUACUUAGAAAGACACACAAGAAAAGAGAAUUUCUCGUUCAGUUCUCGUAGCCAUGCCCAAUGCCAUUCGUCUUUUAUCCUUUCUUCUGUACCUCCUUUAUCUCGGCCUUAAUCUUUCAUCCUUCACCACCGGUGAUGGUAUAUUCGUGUACAGUGGCUUCCGUGGUACUGAAUUCACCGUAGAUGGGAAAGCCCAAGUCCUCCUACCAGAGGGGUUGCUCCAGCUGAGCAAUGGAACGGAAGCUGAAGCCCACGCCUUCUACCCUACUCCGCUACGCUUCCGCAAGUCACCCUAUGCUGCUGUCCAAUCCUUCUCCGUCUCCUUCAUUUUUGGUAUCAUCCCUGACCCUGGGUACACUGAUUAUAGUCCUCAUGGUAUCACUUUCUUCGUUGGCCCGAACAAGAAUUUUUCUAGUGCGUAUUCGGACCAGUACUUGGGCCUUUUCAACUCCACGAACAACGGCAAUUCGUCCAACCAUGUUUUUGCUGUUGAGCUCGACACCAAUAUGAACUCUGAGUUCCGAGACAUCAAUGACAACCAUGUUGGCAUCAACCUCAAUAGCCUUAUCUCUACGACAUCCUCUUCCGCAGGCCACUAUGAUGACAGGAGUGGCUACUUCCAGAAUUUGAAGCUGAUCAGUGGUGAAGCGAUGAGAGUCUGGAUAGAGUACAAUGAAGAGGCCUUGCAGAUUAAUGUAACUCUGGCUCCAUUUAACAUGGCCAAACCUGUCAGGCCACUAAUCUCAGCCACAUAUAACCUCUCAGCUGUGCUGACAGAACCUUCAUAUGUUGGUUUCUCAUCCACAACGGGGCAACUCAGGUCGACACACUACAUCCUAGGCUGGAGCUUUGGCAUGAACAGAACAGCUCCAGCCUUGGAUAUUACUCGGCUACCACGGUUGCCUCACAUAGUUCGAGAGGCUAGUCAGAAAAUGGUCUUGGCGGUCAUCCUCCCUAUAACAGUUGCCACAUUUCUCAUUGCAAUUUUCUUGAUUGUGUUGCUUCUUGUGCGAAGGCGAAGGAAGUAUGCCGAGGUGCAAGAAGAUUGGGAAGUUGAAUUUGGACCUCACAGGUUCUCACUGAAGGAUCUGUUUCGUGCCACUGAAGGGUUCAACAAUAGGCACCUCUUGGGUAGAGGAGGAUUUGGGAGGGUGUACAAAGGGGUUCUUCCCAAGUCUAAGUUAGAGAUUGCCGUCAAGAGGGUGUCUCAUGAAUCACAGCAAGGUAUAAAAGAAUUUAUUGCAGAGGUUGUGAGUAUCGGACGCCUUAGGCACCGAAACAUCGUGCAACUACUUGGUUAUUGUCGCCGUAAAACUGAACUCCUUUUGGUCUAUGACUUUAUGCCAAAUGGUAGCCUUGAUAAAUAUUUAUACGGCAGUGGUGAGCAGCCAAUUUUAGAUUGGAUUCUGAGAUUUCGGAUCAUCAAAGGUGUUGCAUCUGGUUUGCUGUACCUUCAUAGGGAGUGGGAGCAAGUUGUUAUCCAUCGUGAUGUGAAAGCAAGCAACGUGCUCCUUGAUGAAGAAAUGAACGGACGGUUAGGUGAUUUUGGCCUCGCAAGGUUAUACGACCAUGGCACUGACAUGCAGACUACACACUUGGCCGGCACAAUUGGAUAUCUUGCACCUGAGCUAGUACGCACGGGUAAAGCUUCCCCUUUUACUGAUGUUUUUGCAUUUGGCAUAUUUGUUCUUGAGGUAACUUGUGGACGGAAACCUAUUGACCACAAGAUGCACAACAACCAGCUCAUGUUGGUCGAUUGGGUGCUUGAUCUUUGGCAUGAAGGAUCCAUUACCGAUGCAAUGGACUCGAAGCUCCAGAACGACUACGAUGCGGAUGAGGCGUGCCUAGUACUGAAACUAGAGUUCUUGCCAACUGACAUGGUGCAGAGUGAAAGGAUCAACCCACAUGUUCCAUAUUAUCAGUCACUGGCGAGCAAUGGCACCAUGUCUGGCCUCUCGGGAGGUAGGUAGCAAGUGCUUCUUAGUGUGGGGGAUAAAUAAGAUGGAAAAUAUUGCAAAAUUACGUCACAAAGAUCUUCCACGCCAUAAGCCUCGUGGUUUCUUGGUAGAAAUUGAAGAGUUGGUUUUGCAGAACAAAAAAAGCAAGGACCUCUUGAAUGGAUGCCUUUGGUCUUAUAUAUAAAGCCGGGCCCUGGUGUGUCUAAAAAAAAACGGAUGCCUUUGGUCUCGUGAACGAAUCAUAUUCUGUUGAACUUCAUUUUUUUAACUAGUCACUGUUGCAGCCUUUAUGUCUUGAACAAAUCAUAUUCUCUUGAACUUCAUAUUCUCUUGUGCCAA
This is a messenger RNA of Brachypodium distachyon (stiff brome), 2726 nucleotides long. Its product is annotated as L-type lectin-domain containing receptor kinase IV.1. The record is from RefSeq and is a predicted model, not a curated record. The coding region runs from base 483 to 2399 and encodes 638 amino acids. Gene Ontology annotation, cellular component: plasma membrane. The transcript has 2 exons. NCBI's taxonomy places the organism in Eukaryota, Viridiplantae, Streptophyta, Magnoliopsida, Poales, Poaceae. Gene Ontology annotation, molecular function: ATP binding; protein kinase activity; carbohydrate binding. Gene Ontology annotation, biological process: protein phosphorylation.